Molecule: messenger RNA, 3425 nt
Organism: Manihot esculenta (cassava)
Lineage: Eukaryota; Viridiplantae; Streptophyta; Magnoliopsida; Malpighiales; Euphorbiaceae
Product: protein EIN4
Exons: 2
Coding region: 879-3173 (764 amino acids)
Biological process (GO): phosphorelay signal transduction system; response to ethylene
Cellular component (GO): endoplasmic reticulum; endoplasmic reticulum membrane
Molecular function (GO): ethylene binding; protein binding; phosphorelay sensor kinase activity
Source: RefSeq, a predicted model, not a curated record
UAUUUUAAGGGGCGAGGGGUGUCUAGAUUCUAAGGGAGAGAGCACUUUCAGACACACUUGUUUGUAACUUUCUAUUUGAACAGGUAGGACAGCGAGAGAGGCCGUAUAAGAUCUCUUCUUCAACACACACAUAUAUAUAUACGCCUCUUCCUCUUCCUCUUCUUCUUCUUCUUCUUCUUCUCAUCAUAUGCACUUCUCGUUCCUUCCUUAAGCGGACAGAUUUCUUUUGGGUGAUUUUUGAUCUGUUUUUUAUGGGGAUGAUUUAAGAGGGAAAUUAAGUUGAUGAAGAAUCUAAAAGAUUCAGUCUUUACAUUGGAGGAUGAUAAAAAGCUUGGAUUUUUUAUGUAUUUAUUUUGCACAGGGGAAGCACCAGGUGUGUUCUUUUUAGCUUUCCUUUUUUCCCAUCUCUAAUUUCUUAUUUAAAUCCCUUUCUUUUUCUCUUGUUGUUCUAUUGUGCAAAAAGUAAGAACACAAGUGAAAUGAGCAAUAGAAGUAGAACAAAGAAGAGAUAUACAACAACAACUAAGUCUUAAUCUCAUACAAGUUGGGAGAGAGCAGAAUAGAAAUAUUUAGAAAGAAAUAGUUUAUUAGAGGGGGAAACAGAGAGAAUUAUUGUCAAAUUAUGUAGUUUCAGGCAAGUCGGUGUGUGAGAUCUUGAAACCUAGCAAAUAGUGUUGCUAUUUUGUAGUGAAAAUUAGAGGUCAGUAACUUUGGAUCUUGAACUAGUUCUGGCAGUUUUACUGUAAUUGAUGGGUUUGUGAAGCCAUGCCCUGUCCUCUUUAAUUUGUUAUCCGACUGUGAAUUCUAGUCUGUGAGGGGCUUGUAAAAAUUAAGGAACUUUGACAAGAAUGUGUUGAGUACGUGUUUGGUUGGAUACGAUGUUAAGACCAUUAGCUCCUGGAUUGUUCUUUCUCAUAUCAUAUCUUAUGAUCUCGGUAUCUGCCAUUGAUAAUGAGUUCGUUAAUUGUAACUGUGAUGAUGAGGGUUUUUGGAGCAUACAUAACAUUCUGGAGUAUCAGAAGGUUAGUGAUUUCUUGAUUGCAGUAGCCUAUUUUUCAAUACCCAUCGAGCUUCUUUACUUCGUUAGCUGCUCAAACUUUCCGUUUAAGUGGGUUCUCCUUCAGUUUAUAGCAUUUAUAGUCCUUUGUGGAUUGACACAUUUGCUCAAUGGAUGGACUUAUUAUGGACCACACUCAUUUCAAUUGAUGAUGUCUCUCACUGUUGCCAAAUUGCUUACUGCUUUGGUUUCAUGUGCAACUGCAAUAACACUUUUGACUUUGAUUCCUCUUCUUCUCAAAUGGAAAGUGAGAGAGCUUUUCUUGAAGCAAAAUGUGUUGGAAUUAGACCAAGAAGUUGGUAUGAUGAAAAAGCAUAAGGAAGCGAGUUUACAUGUGAGAAUGCUAACCCGAGAAAUCAGGAAGUCACUUGAUAAGCAUACCAUAUUGUAUACAACUUUGGUUGAGCUUUCUAAGACUUUGGAUUUACAUAAUUGUGCUGUAUGGAUGCCGAAUGAGAAUCGAACAGAGAUGAAUCUCACCCACGAGUUGAAACCAAGUUCAAAAAGUUUUCACCUUUCUAUUCCUGUCAAUGACCCAGAUGUCUUAGAGAUAAAAAAUACAAAAGGGGUAAAGAUUUUGAAGCCAGAUUCAGCACUUGGGGCAGCAAGUGGUGGUGGGUCUGAGGAAGCAGGUGCUGUGGCUGCAAUUCGGAUGCCAAUGCUUCGGGUUUCAAAUUUCAAGGGAGGCACACCUGAACUAGUAGAUACUAGUUAUGCUAUAUUGGUUUUGGUUAUUCCAAGGAUGAAUUCCAGGACUUGGAGCUCUGAGGAAAUGGAAAUAGUAGAAGUCGUUGCUGACCAGGUGGCUGUAGCUUUAUCCCAUGCUUCAGUUCUUGAAGAAUCUCAGCUAAUGAGAGAGAAGCUGAGUGAGCAAAAUCGUGCUUUGCAGCAAGCUAAGAAGAAUGCUCUGAUGGCAAGCCAGGCAAGGAACUCAUUUCAGAAGGUGAUGAAUCAUGGAAUGAGGAGGCCAAUGCACUCAAUCGUGGGCCUACUUUCAAUGUUCCAAGAUGAGAGCAUGACUUUUGAACAGAAGAUUAUUAUUGAUACAUUGGUGAAAACCAGCAAUGUUCUUUCAACUUUGGUUAAUGAUGUGAUGGAGGUCUCAGCAAAAGAUAAUGGAAGGUUUCUGUUAGAAAUGAGGCCUUUCCGUUUACACUCCAUGAUCAGGGAAGCUUCUUGCCUUGCAAAGUGUUUUUGUGUGUAUAAAGGAUUUGGUUUUGAAAUUGAUGUCCAGAGUUCUUUGCCUGAUACAGUGACAGGGGAUGAGCGGAGGGCAUUUCAAGUGAUUUUGCAUAUGGUUGGAUAUCUAUUGAAUGUCUAUGAUGGAGGUGGAACUGCUAUAUUUCGGGUUUUCUCAGAAAGUGGCAGUGAGGGCAAGAAUGAUAGAAUGUUGGGGAUGUGGAAACCAAAUGCUCCAGAGGAUAAUGUGUGCGUCAAGUUUGAGAUUGAGAUUAGGGAGGGAGAUUCUUCAUCAGAUGGAUCGAUCUCAACCAGACAUUCUUCUGGAAGGAGGCAAAACAGCGAUGAAGUUAAGGAAGGCUUGAGCUUCAGUAUGUGCCAAAAGCUUGUGCAGAUGAUGCAAGGUAAUAUCUGGAUAUCUCAGAACUCUCAGGGUUUGGCACAAAGCAUGACUCUGGCUCUCAGGUUUCAAGUCCGACCUUCUUAUGGAAGGGCUAUAUUUGCCUCUGGAACUGCCUCAGAACAACCAAAUUCCAAUUCUCUGUUCAGAGGCCUUCGAGUUAUACUUGCUGACGAUGAUGAUGUAAACAGGAUUGUGACGAAGAGGAUGCUUGAGAAGCUAGGCUGUGAAGUGACUGCUGUUUCUUCCGGGUUUGAAUGCCUUAGUGCUAUUACUUCUUCUGAAAAUUCCUUUGCUGUAGUUGUUUUGGAUCUUCAGGUGCCUGAAGUAGAUGGCUUUGAAGUAGCAAUGAGAAUCCGAAAGUUCCGAAGUCAUAAUUGGCCAUUGAUUAUAGCCUUGACUGCAAGUGCGGAGGAUCAUGUGUGGGAAAAAUGCCUACAGAUGGGAAUGAAUGGAGUGAUUCGAAAACCUGUUCUCUUACGAGGGAUGGCUGACGAGCUUCGAAGAGUUCUUCAAAGGGCACGCGAGGGGUUGUGAGAGUAAGUCAUCCAGAUAAUCUAGGAUUGAUUUAUUGAAAUAUCUUACGGAGUCUUAGUCAUUUCACCUUCGAAGUCCGAAAUGGAGAUGAUAAGAAGCAUUUAUACAAUGGUAUACAAAAUACAAACUCAUUUUUGGCUAACCACUUGAUUGAUUGAGCUCUAUGACUAGAUCUUCAAAGAAUAAAUUGUAACUCGAUAUUAAACUUGUCACUGAAGUAAUAAAGACAAGCCUUUUCGAUUGUUGUCUGAA